Pleuronectes platessa (European plaice) is the source of this 859-nucleotide messenger RNA. Its product is annotated as Golgi-associated plant pathogenesis-related protein 1. The record is from RefSeq and is a predicted model, not a curated record. Lineage: Eukaryota; Metazoa; Chordata; Actinopteri; Pleuronectiformes; Pleuronectidae. The coding region runs from base 152 to 598 and encodes 148 amino acids. Gene Ontology annotation, cellular component: extracellular region. The transcript is spliced from 7 exons.
CGGGUCUGUCUCCUCCUCCAUACAGACAAGAGGAAGGAGCGGUGAGACAUCUGUAUUAUAAAUACUGGCGUUGAGACAGCAGUGUGUACACAGGACAUUCGCUCAGAUCUUAGGAACACAACCUGACUCAGCCUUCACAACCACAGACAUAAUGGCAGAUGAAAGCUUUCAGAAGGAGUUCCUAGAGACUCACAAUGCCUACAGGGCGAUGCAUGGUGCGCUGCCACUGACGCUCAGUAGCGACAUGAAUGAUUCAUCUCAGAAAUGGGCCGAUCACUUGGUGGAGCUCGGUGCCUUAAAACACAGCGAUACAAAACAUGGAGAGAACAUCUACUACAUGAUGGGCUCUGAGACCGUGACAGGGAAAGGAGCUGUGGAUGCGUGGUACAGUGAGAUCAAAGACUACAACUGGAGCAGUCCUGGGUUCGGCAUGAACACUGGGCAUUUUACUCAGGUGGUUUGGAAAGACACCACUAAACUGGGCGUCGGUGUAGCCUCUAGUGGUGGCAAUGUCUAUGUGGUCGCCCAAUAUUCUCCACCUGGCAACAUGAACAUGUCGGGCUACUUCGAGAAAAAUGUCCUUGAGAAAGAUGCCUGAUCGGAGCAAAAGACGUGACCUGCUGGAUUUCAAUCAUCAGCGCAGAUCAUCUUCCACUGAGUCUGCCAUUUUUCCACAGAAGACCAGAAGUAACCUACCAAACACAGGCUCCAGGUCCAUAAAGGCUCAUGGAAAGUCUUAAACACAAUUGUUUUCAUUGUAUUCAAAAUUUGGUCUUUGUUUGUUUUUAUUUUGAACAUCGUCGAUAACUCAGGAUGUGUGAAACUGUUUUGGACAAUAAACAUUCAAUGAAUUGCACAA